GGUAUUGAGGGGGGAAUCUGAGGUGGGACGGGGCGUGAAGUUUGAUUGAAGUUUCUUUUGAAAGGGGCAUUUUGGUACUGUCAAAUAACGCAAUCUAGAAAACUUUAAAGAACAAUACAAUAUUCUAGAAGCUAGAAAGGUGGAAGAAAUAUCUUAAUUAAACCAUGCCCGUUGCCGAUGAAAUCCAGUCCUCUUGGGCUGAUGAGGUUGAGAUUGAUCAGGGAGCUUUACCACCACCAUCAGAAGUUGUCGAAAAUGGAUUGAAGAUUGUGACAGAAUACAAAUAUGAUAAUGACAACAAGAAAGUUAAGAUUGUUCGUACUUACAAAAUUGAAAAACGUGUAGUAUCAAAGGACAUUGCCAAGCGCAAAACUUGGAGUAAAUUUGGUGAUUCCGCCAAUGACAAGCCUGGCCCCAACCCUGCAACAACUAACGUUGCUGAAGAUGUCUACAUGCAAUUCAUUACCAGCAAAGAGGAGAGCCAGCGCCCUGAUGAUGGAGAACUGGAUGGUCUCAAGCCACAAAGCAGCAGCGUGAUCUUCAAGUGCAGAACCUGCCAAGGAGACCACUGGACCCUGAGCUGUCCCUUCAAGCACACCCAAUUGGCUCAGGCUAAAGCUAAUGAAGCUACCAAGUCUGCAGAUUCCAAGACCACCCCUACCAACAAAUACGUGGCGCCAUACUUGCGCGAGGGUGGUGCUGGUCGCGGCACUGGUCGAGAGCCGCCAGGUGCCCGUCGCGAUGACGUCACUGCCAUCCGUAUUUCCAACCUCAGUAACUUCGCAGUUGAGGCGGAUCUUGACGAUCUUGUCAAGGGCUUCGGUCCCGUGCAGAAACUUUACCUCGCCAAGGAAAAGAGCACUGGUCACUGCAAAGGAUUUGCUUAUGUCCACUUCAAGUUCCGUGCUGAUGCUGCUAAAGCUAUCCAGACUUUGAAUGGACAUGGUUACGAUCACUUGAUCCUCAAUGUGGAAUGGUCAAAGCCUCCUCAGAACAACUAACUGUAUAACAUCAAAUUUUCCAUGUAUUGUAUUGUAUACUUAUAAUAAAAUCCUGUGAAAAAAGUAAUGUUUCA
Helicoverpa armigera (cotton bollworm) is the source of this 1075-nucleotide messenger RNA. RefSeq names its product eukaryotic translation initiation factor 3 subunit G (gene eIF3g1). Lineage: Eukaryota; Metazoa; Arthropoda; Insecta; Lepidoptera; Noctuidae. The transcript is spliced from 6 exons. Gene Ontology annotation, molecular function: RNA binding; translation initiation factor activity. Gene Ontology annotation, cellular component: eukaryotic translation initiation factor 3 complex; cytoplasm. The record is from RefSeq and is a predicted model, not a curated record. The coding region runs from base 165 to 1001 and encodes 278 amino acids.